AGAAUUUAAAAAAAAAAAGGUUAAAAAUGGAAGAGUUGGUAUGUAAGGACCAAAGGCAACAGAAAACUGAUCAAAAGUUCAUUUUUUUCGGGCAUGAUUAUGAAAAAUAAAAAGAGAUUAUGAAAAAUCUCAGAGGUGGAGAAGAAGAUCGCAACAACAAAGAAACUGCUUCUUCUUCAUCUGCAAAUUUCGAUUCCAGAUUCAGCCAAACUCUCAAAAACAUUCAAGGGUUGCUCAAAGGUCGCAGUUUUCCUGGUAAAAUAUCGAUAACAAGGUGUUCGGAUCCUCUUGACCCAUCAUUUUUGCCUUCACCACUACGUGACAGGAGGUUUUCAGACAGUGAUGCUGGUCAAGUGGGACAAACACAUAGAUUGACUGAGGGUAAACUCGAAAAUAGGAUUAGUUCAAAUGCUGUUUCGGCUGGUGACCAUACAGAUACUUUGAAUAUGGGUAGCAAAAACAUGACAAUUCCGAACAUGGGUGCAAGAGCUACAGAUUCUGCAAGGCUGAUGAAGUUCACUAAGGAAUUAUCUGAGCCGACUUUAGUCAUAGAAAAACUCCGUGAACUAGCAUGGAGCGGCGUGCCCCAAUAUUUGCGUCCUACUGUGUGGCGGCUUCUCUUGGGAUAUGCGCCUUCUAAUUCAGAUAGAAGGGAAGCAGUGCUGAGAAGAAAGCGGGUGGAGUAUCUCGAUUGUGUCGCUCUACAUUAUGAUAUUCCAGAUACGGAGCGCACAGAAGAAGAGAUUACCAUGCUUCGUCAGAUUGCUCUGGAUUGUCCCAGAACUGUUCCCGAUGUCUCUUUCUUUCAACAAGAAGAAGUUCAAAAGUCACUGGAGCGAAUACUUUAUACAUGGGCUAUACGGCAUCCAGCAAGCGGUUAUGUGCAGGGAAUAAAUGAUCUUGCAACGCCCUUUUUAGUUGUUUUUCUCUCUGAAUACUUAGAGGGAAAUGUCGAGACAUGGUCAAUGACUGAUCUGCCUCCUGAGAAAAUGUUGGACGUGGAAGCUGACUGUUACUGGUGUUUAACAAAGUUACUCGAUGGUAUGCAAGAUCAUUACACGUUUGCCCAGCCCGGGAUUCAGCGACUUGUGUUUAAGCUGAAGGAGUUGGUUGGAAGAAUCGAUGAACCUUGUUCAAAGCACAUGGAGGACCAGGGGCUCGAAUUUCUUCAGUUUGCUUUCCGAUGGUUCAACUGCCUUCUUAUACGCGAGAUUCCAUUCGAUCUUGUCACUCGUUUGUGGGACACUUAUCUCGCUGAAGGGGACGCCUUACCAUAUUUUCUCGUAUACAUUUACGCCAGCUUUCUCUUAACAUGGUCCGAUACUCUGCAGAAGCUCGAUUUUCAGGAGAUGGUGAUGUUUCUUCAGCACCUUCCGACGCAUAACUGGAACCAUCUGCAGCUGGAGACGGUGCUUUCGCAGGCUUAUAUGUGGUACACCAUGUUCAACGACUCUCCCAGACAUUUAGCUUGCUGAAUGGUAGUAUUAUAUUUUCUCUUUGUAUUUAAUUUCAAUCUUAUUAUGUGUUCAUUAUAUUUGUUGUUUUUGUGAAGAAAAGUCCCAGCUUGCAUUUCUAGCUUUUCUCCUUGUUGCAUUCAACUUUAUACAUAUAUACCUUUGUACAGGAGUUGUCAAAGUAUAAAUUCCUAAUAUUUUUAUAUUGUCGAA
Molecule: messenger RNA, 1667 nt
Organism: Salvia miltiorrhiza (redroot sage)
Lineage: Eukaryota; Viridiplantae; Streptophyta; Magnoliopsida; Lamiales; Lamiaceae
Exons: 10
Coding region: 120-1475 (451 amino acids)
Biological process (GO): activation of GTPase activity
Molecular function (GO): GTPase activator activity
Source: RefSeq, a predicted model, not a curated record